AUGGGGGUGCUCACGGUACCGGUGAAUGAGGAGAUCAUGCGGCUCCACAGCUGGCGCGAGGUCUUAGAGCAUGCGCUGGAGAGGGGGGAGGUGAUGGAUGAACUCAAUGCAGUAACCUCCCUGCACCGCGCGGCCAAGCUCUACCGCGAGGAGGAUGGCCGAACUCCGGUGGAAGUGAUUCAUCAACAUCCAGGCUUCAUCGGUUUGGUGCAGCUCACGCAGCACUUCGUGGCUCGCUGUCGGCCGCAGCAGCUGGCGAACGCCUUGUGGAGCUGCGCGGUGUUGAUGUUUCAGUCAGUGGAGUUGUUGACCUUGCUGUGCAGGUGGGCGGUGAAGCGCUCCAGUGGCUUCGUGGCGCAGAACAUGUCCAACAGCGUUUGGGCGCUGGGCACCUUGGGCUUCAUCGAUGAAGCGCUGUUUCAGCUGGUCCCAAAGCACGUGGAGGCCAACAUUCGGGAGUAUACUCCACAGGACUUGACGAACACUUGCUGGGCCUUUGCCAAACUCCAGCAGCCAAGUGACCAGCUUUUUCGGAUCAUCAUCGAGGAGUCUUUGGUACAGCUGGGCCGCUUCAAGCCGCAGAACAUGUCGAACCUGAUCUGGGCCUGUGCCACGGUGAUGCACAAGGAUGAGGCUGCGAUGCGAAUCAUUGCCACCCACGCCUGCGAACGAGUCAGCGAGUUUGGCACGCAGGAGCUCUCGAAUCUCACUUGGGGCUUAGCGACCUUGGGCAUCCUUUGCGAGGACUGGAUGGAGGCGAGCGGAGCUGAGCUGAUGAAACGCACUCAGGAAUGUGCGCCGCAGGAUCUGUCGAACACCUUGUGGGCCUAUGGCACGCUGAAGCACAAGCGCAACGAGCACGUGCUCGCCAUCACCAGCGAAGUCAUGCGGCAAAUCCAAUGGUUUUCGCCACAAGGUCUGUCGAAUGUGAUCUGGGGCCUCUCCGCCAUCGAGUGCCGCGACAUGAAGACCUUGUUGACGAUCAGCGAGGAGUUCCUGCGGCGUCCCCUGGAGCUCUUCGCCCCGUCGGACGUCUCCACGUUGCUCUACAGCUUCGCGGUCCUCGCGUGGACCCACGAGGACGCGGUGCGGAAGCUACGGACGGCGGUGCGAGGGAAGAUGGAGCUGUUGGCCUCGCGAGAUGUGGCGAACGUCUCCUGGGCUAUGGCGAAGCUGUCUAUUCUGGAUGACCAGCUUCUGCGCCUGCUGAUGGACAAGGCUGAGCGGCUGUUGGCGGAGUUUUCCAUCGCCGGGCUUUGUAACGUGGCCUGGGCCUUCGUGCGCCUCGGCCGCGCGGUGCCCCGCAGCCUGGCGCAGGGCCUGGCACAGGAGACGUUGGCACGGCGAGAAGAGCUGGCCGAGGCGCCCUUUAGCGCCUUUUUGCUCUUGGAUGCGGUGUGCUGCGAGUGGAGCCACCACGUGGAGCCGUCCAUUGUGGAUCGUUGCGAUGCCAUUGGCAGGAAGCCGUUUCAAGACGUCUUGGGCUUCAUGGUGGACUGGGCGAACAUCCCCGAGAUGGGUUGCAGCCCCGCGGACGCUGAGACCUAUCAAGCGACCGUCACUGGCUUUAAGACCAUCCAGCUGGGCCAGCGGAUGUCCUGCCAGAUGUUGGAGAAGCUCGGCGUCCUCGAAGAGGACCCCGAGCUCUACAUGCCGCUGCGUCGCAUGCGGAAGGAUUGGUUGCUUCGGAAUAUCCAGGCAGCAUACGAGCAAGAUCCGACGGAUGCUGCGAUGAAGCUCAAAACAACUUGUGCAUGGCAACUUCGUUUGCCUGAUGGUUCUUUCCUGCAAGAACCACAGGUGGUGGCCAGUGGAACACCCAUGGAGGAACCCCUCCGCUUGGUCUCCUGUGUGGUGGAACACUCCCGCUCCAACGACGCGGAGUUCCAGGUGCUCAACAAGGCCGCUGACAAGUUGUUGACCCGAGGGCGACCCGCUGCAGCCACUUUGCAUUUAGAUGUCAGCGAAACUCCCUGCUUAUCGUGUUUGGGCGCCCUGCGGCAGUUCCAAAAGGCCUUUCCGGAGGUCUCGCUGCGCGCGUCCUUCAGCAUCCGCAAGGUCUGCGAGAUCUCGGAGGACUGCUCCAGCGACCUCGCGUGGUCGGUGCCGGGACCACCGGCCACGGAUCUACCAGCGCCCGAGAAGGAGGUGUUGGAUAACCGCGGCCGGGGCCGGGCACCUCCCACUUCAGUGCAGGCCACAACUGCACGGCGGAAGCAACUUCGAAGACCACCAGAUCUGGAGGGCCUACCGGCGCGAGGCCACGUCGAGGACCGUGGCGAUGUCAACGGCCAGGCGAAGAAACUGGAUGGGCCAGCUACACUCAAUGGGCAACAUCAUAAGAGUCAGCAAAAUGGCGAGCGACAGGAAGCUCGGCCCAUCUCCAUGUACGAGCAGGUGAAGCGCAAAGAUUGGGCGCAGUCCUUCUACUGA
This is a messenger RNA of Durusdinium trenchii, 2433 nucleotides long. The record is from the annotation of a GenBank genome assembly. NCBI's taxonomy places the organism in Eukaryota, Dinophyceae, Suessiales, Symbiodiniaceae.